This is a messenger RNA of Puccinia graminis f. sp. tritici CRL 75-36-700-3, 414 nucleotides long. RefSeq lists its product as uncharacterized. The record is from RefSeq and is a predicted model, not a curated record. NCBI's taxonomy places the organism in Eukaryota, Fungi, Basidiomycota, Pucciniomycetes, Pucciniales, Pucciniaceae. The coding region runs from base 1 to 414 and encodes 137 amino acids. The transcript has a single exon.
AUGACCCGAUCGAUCAUCACCAACAUCCGAGCCAUCCCUCGUCUGUUGACCCCGCUCUCUUCACCAUCUCGCCAGUCUAAACUACGGCAGCCGAGAACAUACCAUCGACUCGUCUCAUCAUCAUCAUCAUCAUCAUCCUCAACAUCACCACCACCUUUCUCAACCGGUCAUCACCACAAUCCAAGCAAGAACACCUCUUCUGAUCGCGCAAUCGUCCUCGGCCUCUUAUCAUUCACUACUCUGCUCGGCGUUGGUAUCGGAACUCGGGCGAAAUGUGAUCAGAAUAGUAGGAAAGAAGCUGCCAUUGAAAUUGAAAAUUCGUCUAAAAAUGCAUCAGACGAAUCCCCCGAAAAUUCCGAACAGGGUGCUUUCAGUACGUCAACGCCCUACCUACUUAUUGGAAACAACACUUGA